Peronospora belbahrii is the source of this 993-nucleotide messenger RNA. Lineage: Eukaryota; Oomycota; Peronosporomycetes; Peronosporales; Peronosporaceae. The record is from the annotation of a GenBank genome assembly.
AUGCUGCGUGGUCUUCCUCUACUUGCUGCUUUUCUUCUCAAAACUGUCAGCGCAGGUCCGUGUGACAUUUACGACCUCGCUGGCACGCCAUGUGUGGCUGCUCACAGCACGGUUCGAGCUCUUCUGGACAAUUACUAUGAAUCUCUGUACCAAGUUAAACGUGUGUCCGAUCACAUGACGCUCAAUAUCCUUCCUUUGACUCCCGGUGGGAUCGCCAAUGCUGCUUCGCAAGACGAGUUUUGUAAAGGUAAUCCUUGUGUCAUUUCAAUUAUCUACGAUCAGUCCGGCAACGGCAAUCACUUGACUCCAGCACCAGCUGGUGGAGCCAAUAAAGUCCCCGAUAAACCUGCUGUUGCUAAUCGUCUUCCGGUGAAAAUCGGUGGAAAGAAGGCCUACGGGGUGUUGAUUCAAGAUGGGGUUGGCUAUCGCAACAACAAGGCGAUCAAUACCGCAAAGGGAAAUGAAGCACAAGACAUAUACGUGGUUUUUAGUGGCAAGCACUUCAAUGAAGGAUGUUGUUUUGAUUACGGCAAUGCCGAGACUACUUCUAACAAUGACGGCCCUGGGACAAUGGAAGCUAUAUACUUUGGUAACAAUACUCAAUGGAGCCGUGGCGAGGGCCCUGGUCCGUGGGUCAUGGCGGAUCUGGAAGAUGGUCUUUUUGGUUGUGCCGAUAAGAAGUAUUGUCCAAAUAACCCCACGGUGGAGUACGACUACUUGUUCGCCAUGCUCAAGGGCCGCUCUGACAAAACUUUUGCUCUCAAACAGGGUAAUGCACGGUCUAAGAAGUUUGAAACCACCUACGAUGGUCCUCGGCCAAAGGGUUAUGAGAUUAUGAAAAAGCAGGGUGCCAUCAUUCUCGGCAUCGGUGGUGACAACAGCGCCUGGGGUGCUGGUAAAUUCUAUGAAGGUGCUAUGAUCAAAGGCAACGCGGACGACAAAGUUGAUGAGAAGAUUCACAAAAGCGUCGUCUCAGCGGGCUACGGUCAUUAG